Molecule: messenger RNA, 4502 nt
Organism: Cuscuta epithymum
Lineage: Eukaryota; Viridiplantae; Streptophyta; Magnoliopsida; Solanales; Convolvulaceae
Source: the annotation of a GenBank genome assembly
AGAAAAUAGCGCACCGAUCCACAUUGGAGGCAUCACGCACCUGAGUGACUGGCGCACGCCUCAGCCUGCAUAGUCGAUUCGCCGGACGUCGCCGCUUCACCGCUCGCCGGCUCCGCCGCUCUCAUCGCUGGAGGACGGACACCCACGAACGCACCUUUUGGCCUGUGCUUUUCGCCGUCUUCUCCUGCUCGUCUCUUGAUUGCUGUCUUCUUCUCUCGACUCUUGAGGACUCCAGUCUCGACACAGCCAACUUGGUGUGUCGCCCUCUGCUUCUGCUCAUUUGCGCAGGCUGUUCGUGUGACUGAGCCAAGGGAAAAUGAUUCGGAGCCUGCCACCAGCCACGUCUCUUUCUCCCUCAGUCAUCUCAUUUCUCAAUGCCAAGCUCAGCACUCUCAAAGACCUUGAGCAGGCUCCUCAUCUUUUGUUGGAGCUCCAGAAUCAAUGUAAUGACCUUGACCAAAACCUCUUGGAUCUUAACAAGCAGCUUGAGAACUACCUUUUCGACUAUGCUUCACAUUCUGCACAUAUCAAUGGUCUUCUUGAUGACAUAAAUGUCAAAGUGAAGGAUCUACGGUGUUCCUCUCAUACUGCAUCUUCUUCAUCUGAUGGAGGCCCGAGUAAGAUUUGGGGGGAGGAGUUACCCGCACUGGCAAAGGAGGUGGCUAGAGUAGAAACCGUGCGGAAGUAUGCAGAGACUGCUUUGAAGCUUGACACAUUGGUUGGUGACCUUGAGGAUGCUGUGUCUUCAACUAUAAACAGAACUUUGAGAAGAUACCCAUCAUCAACAAGUUCAGAAGACAUGCAAGCUGUUGCAAUCACCAGUCUUAAACUAACUGAAGGCACUCUAAGAUUGAUUUCGAAGUCCCAACCUCAAUGGACACAACUUGUAUCCGGUGUUGAUCAUAGGGUUGAUCGAGCUUUGGCCAUGUUAAGGCCUCAGGCAAUUGCAGAUCACCGCUCCCUUCUUGCUUCUCUUGGAUGGCCACCACCUCUAUCCACUUCAAAGUCAUCUGGACUAGAAACAAAAAAGUCAAUAAAUGUCCAUAAUCCACUUGUCACAAUGCAAGGGGAGCUUAAGCAAAAGUAUUGUGAAAGCUUUCUUACACUGUGCAGUUUACAGGAACUGCAGAGACAGAGAAAAUCUCGCCAAAUAGAGGGGAUUGAUAGGUAUGUAGACCUACACCAGCCACUCUGGGCCAUUGAAGAGCUUGUCAGUCCCAUAUCAGUUGCUUGUCAACAACAUUUCUCAAAGUGGAUUGAUCAACCAGAGUUUAUCUUUGCCCUUGUGUAUAAGGUUACUCAAGAUUAUGUUGAUUCUAUGGAUGAAUUAUUGCAGCCACUUGUUGACGAAGCUAUGCUCUCUGGAUAUAGCUGCAGAGAAGAAUGGAUUGCUGCAAUGGUGACCUCCUUAUGCAUGUAUUUGGUCAAAGAAGUAUUCCCAAGGUAUACUAGUUUGUCGGAUGAAGAGGGUGUAACUGGACGUAGAUCGAAUGCUAGAGCAUCUUGGCUAUUUCUCAUCGACCAGAUGAUAGGAUUUGACAAGAAAGUGCAGUCACUUGUUUCACAAUCAGGAAUCUCUCUUUCUUUGCAGGAAGAUGGACUACAAAAGCUUUCUUCACUUUCUGUAUUUGGUGACAGACCUGAUUGGCUUGAUCUAUGGGCUGAAAUCGAACUUGAUGACUCACUUGAUAAAUUGAAACCUGACAUAAUGGAUGAAAGGAAUUGGUCAAAUGAGGUUCAAGAUGCUGCUCUUCUUUUGGGGCAAGGGGGCACCAAGUCACCUGCAAUAACCAGUUCCUUUCUUCGCUGUUUGUCAGCUGUCAUUGAUAGAUGCCGGUCACUUCCAACCGUUCCAUUGAGAUCAAGGUUUUUGAACUUGGUAGGACCACAAAUAAUAGAUAAGUUCUUUGAUUCCAUAGUCCUCCGGUCCCAAGAAGCUGAAGGGCUGACAGCACUGACAGAUGAUGCCGCUUUGACUAAAGUUGCAAGGUGCAUCAAUGCUUCUCGUUAUUUUGAGGCAGUUCUAAAAGAGUGGUGUGAGGAUGUAUUCUUUUUAGAGAUGAGACUUGACUGCGAAGAUCUAUUGGAAACUCUAGUUGAGAGUUGUACUAACCAUGGGGAAUCCCCUGGAAAUGGAUUUUUUUAUUGGGAAAUAAAGAAGCUGGAGGAGUUCAGAAAGGAAUGGGCUGAGGUUCUGUCAACUGUUGUUUUAAGGGGGUUCGAUGUGUGCUGCCGAGAGUACCUGAAGAACAAGAAACAUUGGCAGGAAAAGGAAGAAGGACAUAUAGUGUCCCAAUCAUUUGUCACCGCUUUAGAUUAUCUUCAGGGAAAAAUGUCAGUACUUGCUGAGGUUCUGAACGAGAUAGAUUUUGUUGGGGUCUGGAGAAGCCUGGCAUCCAGGAUUGACACUUUGGUUUUUAAUGGUGUUCUUUGGAGCAACACCAAGUUUUCUGAUGGGGGAGUUGAGAGGCUUGAUAAUGAUAUGGGUGUUUUGUUUGGUGUGUUCAGGCAAUGGUGUAUUAGACCUGAGGGCUUCUUCCCCAAAUUGAGUGAAGGUAUUAAGUUACUGAAAAUGACAAAAAAACAACUGCAGGAUUGUUUAAAAGGAGGGGAAAUUUCACUGAAGGAGAAUGGGAUAAGGCAGUUAACUGUAGCUGAAGCAGAAAAGAUUGUAAGAAACAGAGUAUAGUUUGCAAGGAACAGGUGACUGCGAUAAGGCAUUUUACACACUCAUGCUAUAGUUUGUUUUGUCUCAACAUGAUUAAAUAUAUUAACGUUCUAUCAAAAACUGUAUCUCUCUUCCUAAAAGAAAGUCUCAUACACGUUUUUGGUGAAAAAUGAAGAGUCUUUUGUUACAUGCAACUCUUGGAGUUGCAUAUUUAAAAGAAAUUAUUAUAUUUUGGAAUAUUUCAUUCACAUGCAACCAAGGAAACAUGUCUAAUUAACACAUAUAAAUACGUUUUUAAAUAUGUUUUGUGAAUAGCCACAUCACCAAUAUGACCUGUUAAUCUGAUCAUCACCUACUAAAUUCUAAAUUUGAUUGUUUUUCUAAAGGUGAUGGACUUAAUUCGGUGUUUUUCUAGUUGCAGGGUUUAAUUGGCGUUUGUGAUGUACUACGAGGGUCUAUUUAACAGUUUUUCCCAUAAUUUAAACAUUAAAAGAGACAUAGUAUUAACUCAUGAGCAGAAUACAUAUGCAGAAGCAGAGUAAUGUAGUAUUAACUCAAGAGGCAAUACAGUAGCCGGUUAAGAGAAGUCCAAGAAGAAAGAAGAAAAGAACUCGCGAGAUUAAGUCCAACUCAAUCUCUGAGAAGUACAUGACACCAUACUUAAAGAUUAAACAGAAGAGAACUGUAAAGCUGCAGGACACUUAUGCGAUGAAACCUAAUCCCAGAGUCGGAUGAAACAUAUGCCUCAUGAUGCAUGCUUUUUAAAACAAAGUAUGUGGUAUACGUGACGCCAUACCCAGGUAUUGUGGCGAAGCCCUUUCCCAUGCCAAUGGUGAGAAAUGGCGAUCACUAUUUUACCCAUCAACUACUCUGGUUGACAGUGGUGUAUCCAAAAAACUUGUUGAGAGGGGGCAAAUUUACACUAAAAUAGUAAAAUUUAUUCACACAUUUCACAAAUAGCAUAUUAAAAUAUCACAUUAUGAAUAUUGUUUAAUUAGAUGUAGUUCAAAUUCUGAAUGCACAAGUAUGUACAAAAAGAUCAGUUUAUAUUACUUGUGUAAAUAUGCAAUUAUCGAACAAAAUUAAAAAUUCCCUUAAUAGGAGUUCAAACAAAAUAAAAAAUUUCAAAUAGGGGUGCCAUUGGUUUCUUCCAAAAUAUGGCUCAUGCACUCCCUGACUCAUAUUUAGGCAAUUUUUAUUCUUUUAUUCUUUUAAUAGGAUUACAUAAAUCCUGUUUACUCAUUUCAUUUUAGAAUUUAACCAUUAUUCUAAUUGUUGUAGCCAAUUUUUUUCUCUUCUCGGCGCCUUGUUCAUUGUGGCAUUUGGCUAUUGUCAUUUUCAUCAGGUAUGAUAAAUUAACCGUUUUAGCUUCUCUUAUUCAUUGUUGUUUAUCCAACGAUGGAUACGUAACCAUGUUCUUGAUAUCUACUGUUGGCCAAUAACAGCUAUCUAAUUAAAUAAUCUGCAAACUUUAGCUUUUGGAAAUAAGGUUAUGAUUAAGAAUUGGGUCUCUUUGACGAUAUCUUGGACACUUUGGGCUAUUUAAUAUGAUUUUUUUUAUAUUUCUAGAGAACAGAAGAACUACUGUUUUUAGUAUAUGCCAGGUCACACUUCUUUGGAUAGGUGAAAUGUAGCAUUUCAAAUAGAUUUGUUAGUUCUCCAAAAAUAUCUACAUGUAAUACUAGGUAGUACAAUCAACUUUUACAUAUCAUCUCAGUCAAUUGAACAACUUCAAGGAUACUUCUUAUUUUUAGAUUUAGCAACCACAUACUUGUGUGUUUGCUAGAGAAUUUUGAAGAUUACUAUAUUAAUUAUCUUGUGAAUUGAAUCCAAU